This is a messenger RNA of Corvus hawaiiensis (hawaiian crow), 2033 nucleotides long. It is a transcript of the gene SLC25A27, whose product is annotated as solute carrier family 25 member 27. NCBI's taxonomy places the organism in Eukaryota, Metazoa, Chordata, Aves, Passeriformes, Corvidae. The record is from RefSeq and is a predicted model, not a curated record. The transcript is spliced from 9 exons. Gene Ontology annotation, biological process: response to cold. The coding region runs from base 1 to 969 and encodes 322 amino acids.
AUGUCACCUGCAGAAGAAGAGAGGAGCUUGCCUCUUCCAGAGAGAUGGCCCCGAGCCAGCAAAUUCGCUCUGUCAGCCUGUGCAGCGGCUGUGGCAGAACUAGUGACAUUUCCCCUGGAUCUGACGAAAACCCGGCUGCAGAUCCAAGGUGAAGCUGCCGUGCGCCGCGAUGGCGCUGUGGCCGGGCAGGCGGUCCCCUACCGCGGAAUGCUGCGCACGGCGGCUGGAAUCGCGCAGGAGGAGGGGGUCCGGAAGCUCUGGCAAGGAGCCACGCCGGCCGUCUACCGCCACAUAGUAUACACUGGUGUUCGGAUGAUUACUUACGAACAUCUCCGUGAUUCUGUGCUUGGCAGGGCGGAGGGUGAAAGCUUUCCUCUCUGGAAAGCUGUGGUUGGAGGCAUGUCUGCGGGUGCCAUCGGACAGUUUUUCGCCAGCCCAACUGAUCUGGUGAAGGUGCAGAUGCAGAUGGAGGGAAAAAGGAAGUUGGAAGGAAAACCAUUACGGUUUCGGGGCGUGCACCAUGCAUUUCUGAAGAUCCUGUCCGAAGGAGGAGUAAGGGGACUUUGGGCUGGAUGGGUACCAAAUGUCCAAAGAGCUGCGUUGGUGAACAUGGGAGAUCUGACCACCUAUGACUCAGUGAAACACUUUUUGCUUCUGAACACGACACUUGUGGACAAUAGUGUGACUCACAGUGUUAGCAGUGCCUGCUCCGGGCUGGUAGCGGCUGUUCUGGGAACUCCUGCCGACGUGGUCAAAACCCGGAUAAUGAACCAGCCGAGAGAUAAGCAGGGAAAAGGUCUGCUCUAUAAAUCUUCCAUGGACUGCUUGAUUCAAACUGUCCAGGGUGAAGGUUUUAUGUCGCUGUACAAAGGCUUUAUACCAACCUGGAUGCGAAUGGCUCCUUGGUCACUGGUAUUCUGGCUUACAUAUGAACAAAUCAGAAGGAUGUGUGGAGUUAGUUCUUUUUAAAACCUUCAAUAUUCACAAAAGAGAGAAGACUCAAAAAGCUGGAUUCUCAUUUCACAAGGUAGUAGGAUCACUGUUUGAUUGUCAGACUGCUACAUGAAAUUUUUAUUAUCCACAGAAUAAAAUUGUCACAAUAAUACUUCAACUAGCAGCCAGCAUCAGCUUCCUGAACCAGCAAACAGGAAUAAAAAAAAAAGUCUACCAAGCAAAUAGAACAUAAUACUGUCUGCUUGUUUGAUAAUUGAGAUGGUUCCAGUUGUUAAAGACAAGAGCAGGUUGAUCAAUGCACUGAACAUGUUCUGUGGCUAAGCAUCUAUAAAAUUAUUUGGGAAUUUUUGUUAUUAAUUGCAUUUGCACAUAGAUAAAGAACUACCUCAUUAGUUUGAUGUCUCAGCAAACCAAGCCUGUAGUGCUAGGUAUUGAAAAAGAUAAAAGCAGUUUAUCUGAUUCCAAAUUUGCUUUGUACAAAAGGUGGAAGGGUUUGUGUUCCUCUUACUUUCCCAGAGACUGCCUGACCUCUCCACUCAACUAUUUGAGUAAGAUCAUGAUUGAAAUGCUGUCCUUUUCCUAGGAAAUCAAAAGCCUAGUUUGUUCUGCCCUGCUUGAAGGACUCAGGAUACUCCAUAGGACCAAGCUGAACUACUUGUCCCAUGACAAGGUGCUGAUGUGGCAGACUGGGUCAUUAAGGUACCACUUUUCCAUGGAAACACACACUCUGCCCACUUUCAAUCUCAGUGGAAUAUAACGUUGUCUUCAACGAUGCAAAAUGUUUGAACAGGAGUGAUUUAUUUAUUCUUAAACCUAAAGACUUCUAGACUUCAUAGAGAAGGCUAGUGCUGUUUGUCAUUAGGUUCAUCUUUGGCAAUCAAGAGGCAAAAAAGCAGUAUUAAAAGCAGCCAUGAGUAGAUAAAACAAAGCUGUCUUUGAUUUAGUAAUAUCUAGUAAUGGAAUUAUGUAGAAGACUUGGCUUUCUGAAUAAAUACCCAGGAUUUCUUCUAGUCUUUGCAACCAGUUGUCUCCAGUGUGCCAAUCUCUCAUUAAACACAGUUUGGGUGUCUUCUUGGCUA